Xenopus laevis (African clawed frog) is the source of this 1898-nucleotide messenger RNA. It is a transcript of the gene nrsn1.S, whose product is annotated as neurensin 1 S homeolog. Gene Ontology annotation, cellular component: neuronal cell body; neuron projection; transport vesicle. Bases 446 to 1033 code for a protein of 195 amino acids. Lineage: Eukaryota; Metazoa; Chordata; Amphibia; Anura; Pipidae. The transcript is spliced from 4 exons. Gene Ontology annotation, biological process: nervous system development. The record is from RefSeq and is a predicted model, not a curated record.
UUCUGGCCAGAGAGAGCUUUGUUCAUGAGCGUCUGUUCAGCUGCUGCUCCUCCUCCUCCUACGCUGGAGCAGAGCCGGCUUUGUGCGCUCAGUGCGCAGGCACAGGGGUGCGGGGCCCCUUCUCAGGGAGAAUAAUAGGUGCGGUGUGAAGCUGAAUAGGCUCAGAGGGAUGGGAGCCAGGCGAGAGGAGAUCUGCAGCUAGCGGCACGGCUCAGCCCGGAGAGAAGGGGAAAGAAACUGCUCCUUUCACCAGCACAAGGUCAUGGCAAAUGUUUUCCAAACAAUGACAAAUGUUGCAAACAGUGAGCAAAAACAGGAAUAAAUGGUCAAACCACACCACUUCCAGGAACCCAGGCUAAGGAGACCUAUGACCGGAUAAGCAGAGGGACGAUCACAGGGUAAACAAAAGUUUCAGAAUCCAUCAAGGUGGAACAAGCUGAUAAGGAUGAGUUCGUAUGCUGACAUCUGUGGGUCCAAACAACCUCAAAAUACUCCAGAAGGAGUAUACCAUCGUUACGGCGUUCGGUCCUACCUCCACCAGUUUUAUGAGGACUGCACAGCUUCAAUCUGGGAAUAUGAUGAUGAUUUUCAGAUCCAGAGAUCACCUAGUAGGUGGAGCUCUGCUUUCUGGAAGGUCGGACUCAUAUUGGGCAUUAUCCUCAUGCUGGCGGGCCUAACAGUGCUUACAGUGGGGUUUCUAGUACCACCUAAAAUCGAAGCUUUUGGGGAAGAUGAUUUUGUGGUCAUGGAUAGCCAUGCCAUUCAGUUUAACGGAGCCCUUGAUAUCUGUAAGUUAUCAGGGGCCAUUUUGUUCUGCAUUGGAGGAACUACACUGGCUGCAUGUCUUUUGAUGUCUGCCUUUGCUAAAAGUUACUCCAAAGAAGAAAAGUACCUUCAACAAAAAUUUAAAGAAAGAAUAGCAGACCUAAAAGCUCAUGUUCAUCCAGUGACAAAAGCCCCAGCUCCAGGAGAAGCAAAGAUACCUGUUACUUUGUCCAAAGUUCAAAAUGUUCAGCCUUCAUCAGAAACCUGACAUUUAUCCUUCAAAGUAAAAUUCUUUAAAUUGAAAAGGUCAGCUUUUGUGAGUUUUACGGUGAAAGUCUUAUUUUGCAGUACAAUAUCAAAGGCAGAGAGCUUACAACCCUGAUUAAAUACCUUUUCGCGGUAUCAGGUGCUAAGCUGAAGGACCCACGCCUGCUUCCAGGGUCAAACAAUCCAAUUAAGACAGAUAUCAGCAGCACACUGUUGAUUUGAAGAAAAUGUGAAGUUUAUUGUAUCAUUCAAAAAAGGGCAACGUUUCGGGCCUCCUGGGCCCUUUAUCAAGCCUAGUGUUGCAGUCUCACAUCCAUAUUUAAAGAGUGAGGAGGAGGUGUGGAACAAACAGCCACUCCCCUUCCUGUGACAUCAUGAAAAAGAUAUUGUGUUAACCUUUGCUAAAACUGUGCAAGUGAAUUGUUCAUAAAAAAUCAGUUGUGUUCAUUGUGUUCAAUUGUGUUUGAAGCAUCGAUCAUAGUCCACGUUACAAAUCACCUGUUGUAAUAAGUGAAAAAGUUGAUAAAAUUAAAAAUUAAAAAAUAAAGACCAAUUGCAAGAAAAAAAUUUUGAAAGAAUUUUGAAACAUUUUUUAGAAAAUUUCUUGGAAAAUCCUACGACAUUUGACACAAAUUUACUCCAAAAGAAAAGUCAUUGCUUCAUGCAAAAGGUCACAUACUCAAUGUUCCCCGACACGUUUUGAAACCCAAUAUUACUUGACAUAUUUUGUAAAAUAUUUGCAGUAUAUUUCAAAAAAAUUUCUUGCAAUUGGUCCUCAUUUUUAAUUUUUAAAUUUUUUAUUUUAUCAACUUUUUCACUUAUUACAACAGGUGAUUUGUAACAUGGACGUUUUGAACACAAUUGAU